Chionomys nivalis (European snow vole) is the source of this 3049-nucleotide messenger RNA. It is a transcript of the gene Fbxl2, whose product is annotated as F-box and leucine rich repeat protein 2. Gene Ontology annotation, cellular component: SCF ubiquitin ligase complex. Bases 65 to 1426 code for a protein of 453 amino acids. The transcript is spliced from 15 exons. NCBI's taxonomy places the organism in Eukaryota, Metazoa, Chordata, Mammalia, Rodentia, Cricetidae. The record is from RefSeq and is a predicted model, not a curated record. Gene Ontology annotation, biological process: SCF-dependent proteasomal ubiquitin-dependent protein catabolic process. Gene Ontology annotation, molecular function: protein binding.
CGUCACCAGGACAACGGGCGUCGCCGGCGCCGUGUGACUCCGGGCUGUGGGCGCGCUCGCGGCCAUGGUUUUCUCAAACAACGAUGAUGGCCUUAUCAACAAAAAGUUACCCAAGGAGCUGCUCUUAAGAAUAUUCUCCUUCUUGGACAUAGUAACUCUUUGUCGAUGUGCACAGAUUUCCAAGGCAUGGAACAUCUUAGCCCUGGAUGGAAGCAACUGGCAGAGAAUAGACCUUUUUAACUUCCAAACAGAUGUAGAGGGCCGAGUUGUGGAAAACAUCUCCAAGAGGUGCGGUGGCUUCCUCAGGAAACUCAGCUUGCGGGGUUGCAUCGGCGUUGGGGACUCCUCCUUGAAGACCUUUGCACAGAACUGCCGAAACAUUGAACAUUUAAACCUCAAUGGCUGCACAAAAAUCACUGACAGAGUGUGCCUGCCUUUUUCCAGCACGUGUUACAGCCUUAGCAGAUUCUGUUCCAAGCUGAAACACCUGGAUCUCACGUCCUGCGUGUCUGUCACCAACAGCUCCUUAAAGGGGAUCAGCGAUGGUUGCCGGAACCUGGAGUAUCUGAACCUCUCCUGGUGCGACCAGAUCACGAAGGAAGGCAUUGAGGCGCUGGUGCGGGGGUGCCGGGGCCUGAAAGCCCUUCUUCUGAGGGGUUGCACUCAGUUAGAGGACGAAGCUCUGAAACACAUUCAGCACCACUGCCACGAGCUCGUCAGUCUCAACCUGCAGUCCUGCUCACGCAUCACUGAUGAGGGCGUGGUGCAGCUCUGCAGGGGCUGCCACCGGCUGCAGGCCUUGUGCCUCUCUGGUUGUAGCAAUCUCACGGAUGCAUCUCUCACGGCCUUGGGCCUGAACUGCCCCAGACUGCAGAUUUUGGAGGCUGCUCGAUGCUCCCAUUUGACUGAUGCAGGCUUUACACUUCUAGCUCGGAACUGUCAUGAGCUGGAGAAGAUGGACCUUGAAGAAUGUGUCCUGAUCACUGACAGCACCCUCAUCCAGCUCUCCAUCCACUGUCCCAAGCUACAAGCCCUGAGUUUGUCACACUGUGAGCUCAUCACAGAUGAAGGGAUCCUACACUUGAGCAGCAGCACAUGUGGGCACGAGAGACUGCGGGUACUGGAGCUGGACAACUGCCUCCUUGUCACGGAUGCUUCACUGGAGCACCUGGAGAACUGCCGUGGCUUAGAGCGGCUGGAGCUGUACGACUGCCAGCAGGUCACCCGUGCAGGCAUCAAGCGCAUGCGGACUGUUCCCCCUUUUCCAUCUCCUUCCAGGCUCAGCUUCCUCAUGUCAAAGUCCAUGCCUACUUUGCUCCAGUCACCCCUCCACCAGCAGUGGCAGGAAGUGGACAUCGACUGUGCAGGUGCUGUGUCAUACUCUGACAGCAGCUCCUUAGGCCAAGGGCCCCAUCUUCCAGGUUAGACCAGUCUCCUGACUGCGCACCAUCACCCUGUCUCGACUCUCCACUGGGAAAGCAUUACAGGAAAGACUUCAGCACAGACUGCAGUAACUGGUGAUUCUAUUCACCUUAACCUUGUUGGGAUGCAGGCCAAUCAAAGCCUGUGUCAGUUACCAUAUGGCAAGAGUGGUGUGGUGCAGCCAAGACCACACAAGUAACCCGGAGCCCUUCAGCGGUGGAUACCCACCUAGGCACACAGCCCUACCCGGCUUUGUCAGCAUCCAACACAUAGACCUUCAGUGUUAGCACAACCAGAGCAGAGCAAAGAGCCUGUGGUUUUCUACCUGAUCCUUAAGCCGGUGGCCUACUUUAAUUCAUAAUGAUUCCUACUGAUUUGCAGAACUUUUCCGUUUUGAAGACUAAAUAGCACCUUUAUCAAUGUGACUGUACUGCAAACUCAGAAUGGCUGGUAGUUUCGUAUGUAGAAACGUGUGUGAAAGGCAUGUUAAUACAUUUCCAGAGAACACCAAAGAAUGAGGACUCUAAGCUGGGUGGGGCGUGAUCUUCACCCUUCUGUGUCAACUUGUCAUAUCCAAUUGUAGGGACCAAAACCUAAACAAAAGCAACCCACUUUGCAUUGCCCCAUUGGAAAUGAUAAGCUCUGCCAUGUGCUACAGCAUACAAUGCAUUUCUGUUAAAGGAAAAAAGCCAAUUAUGUCCACACUUCUCAAAAAAUUUGGGGGAACCUUGAAGAAACUCAGAAUUAAUAUAAUCAAGUAAAAAAUAAUGAAUGGGUGCAUGAGAAUGAAUUUUUUUCAAAUUUACUCUGAAUUUUUAGAGAUCAUACCAGAACUACAUUACUCGUUUGAGUUUUUCCAUGUGUGAAGCUUUAAAGUGUUGGCACCUUUUAAACUCCUAACAAGCCCUUACAGUGCUCACUAGAAUUAGUCAGAGACUUUACUGCUAUGAUGCUCAAGCUGGUAAAUCUGAGCAAAGCAGCUCUCCACAUACAGAUGUUUUUGUAUCACCUGAACUAGGGUAGGACACCCAGGCUUUUACUGUGGCUGCUGCCUGCUCUGUGCCGUUGCCAGUUACCGCCUUCAAUGUGACCUUAGGGGCUAAUGGUAACCGAACCUUCCUAGCAACCAUUCCCCAGCCAAAACUGCAAAUUGAGCUGUUUUUCUGUGUCUCUGUGGACAGUGUUACAGCAUCUGUACACAGUGCCUCAGCUGCAUUCUCAGUGGAAAGCAGAUAUACACAUAUACCCUGGAAAUUCAUCAGGAGAAUCCUUGUAAGCAUCAGCUUACUGUGAGUUCGACUACCUUGUUAGGACAUGUUCAGUAUUCCCAGGCUUGAAGACUAUAUGAAUAUCACAUCAGCUAUUAACUGUAUCGUGGGGGAGAUUAAGUAUGUACAAGACUUACUUCAGUGAUUCAUGAACUCAUUUCUGUUAAAUACCAGAGACAACCAUACAUUUUUUCUGAGCUAGCCUAUCAUAAUGUUGGACUUGAUUCACAACGACCAUAACUUCACUCGCAGACUAGAAGAACCUCUUGUCAGAAAGCCUGACUUGUCUUCUGUAGUAGGGACAGUUCCUAUAAUUACCUGUCUUGAGUUGCAUCACCUUUGUGGAAAUCAGCAGAAAA